AUGUCUCUCGACGACCUCUUAUCUGCCUAUGAAACUGUCGAUUCGAUACGUCUCAACACUGCGACGCCUCGGCCACAGACUCCAUGGAACGCUUUGGCUGGCACCCCAAGUCGAGGCUCGAUAGACGCUCGGCUCUUUGACAGUACGUUUCCAUACUUUGGGCUGCCUGGGACUCCUCUGCUGCAAAACCUUCCGGUACACGCACACAGGGCUGUAUCCACACCCAUUGCCACACCAACGCCAGUGGCUGCACCCACCCCCGAGGAAACGUCCACGCCUGAGGCUGAGCAUGUACCCGAAGCUGCCUUCACCCCCGAGGCCCCUAACACGCCCAGGGCUACGUUCACGCCCCAUGCCACGAUCACUCCCAAGGCUACACCCGUACUUGAGACGCGUGAAGACCCCUUUUGGCAAGAUCUAGUGGCAUCAACAUGUGAUGCUAGAUUAGUGAGCGAUUUUGAGAGCGUACCGCUCGACUGUCAGUUUGAGACCGCGGAGCUUCCACAACCCAGCGAUUCGACGGGGGUAGGUCUCUGCGACGACGCCGCGUUCGAGCACAUGAUUCGGUCCAUUCUGUCUGCCGGUUCUCUUUGCCCACAGCCUGCAUGGUCUCAACGUUCUACGACGCGCGCCAGUUCUUUCGAUUCACCAUCAUCUAUCGUGCCGCCACUCGUCCCAACCGGAGAUCUGGGUAAUCCUGGCGAUACUACCAUGCUUGAUGUGACCGACACGACAUACCAAGGCGCGUCUCAGUCUCCCGACAGCGCGUCCCCCAUUCCUAACGUUCAAGAUCACGAGUACUACCCAUCCUCUGUUCAAAACUGGCACAAUCCUCCCGAUGGCAAUGCGUCUAACGUUCCCAGCAUGCAGAGUUUCAACGAUUUCUAUUCGGCCAAUCAAGACGGCCACCAAUCUUCCGCCUACGCAUCCGCCAUUCUCAACAUUCAGCGUAUGAACGAGUUCUACUCCAGUCAAGGCUGGCAUGAGCUUUCUGUUAGCGAGUUUGCCAUUCGCAAUAUGCAGGGCUUCUUCAACGACGGUCCCUCCUCCGGGCCAGAGUGCCACCAGCCUUCCAGCGACGAACACGACAUCCACAACAUGCAGCGCUUCAUCGACAGCUACUCCUCUAGCCAAAGCUUCCCAGAGCUGUCCGGCGACGUGUCUGCCAUGCCCAACAUACAGGGUCUCGGCGACUACUAUUCCUCCAAUCAAGACAACCACCAACCUUCCGGGGACGCAUCUGCCGUUGUCAACGCUCAGAACUCCAACGACGACUACACCUCUGACCAAGUCCACCCUCAGCCUUCCGAAGACGCGCUCGCUACGCGCAACAUCCAGAACGUCGAUGUUCAACAUUUUGAAAUCCAGAACAUCACCAUUCAGGACUUCGACAGCCAGAACUUCAACGCCCACAAUCUUAAUUCCCAGCGCUUCAACGUCCAGAACAUCGACUUCCACAACCUCAACCCUCAGAAUUUCAACUCCCAGGACUUCAACUCCCAGGACUCCGUCACUGACCCACAGAACUUCAAUUCCCAGGACCCCAGCGAGUUCGAUCACCCCCACGGACCGCCUGUUCACGAACCGGCAGCACAUGAAGCACACACAACGGAUCGUUCCCCAUCUCCAGCCGGACCUGUUUCGCAACAUCCGACCCCGCCUACACCAGCGCCUUUUUCGCAACCGCCGACCCCGCUUACACCAGUACCCUCUACUACACCAACGCCAGUAAUAGAUAUACCUGCCGAGCCAGCUCCAAGUGACUCGAACGCCUCAACGUUGACCACACCGCCGCUGCCGUUACCAUCGCCGUCGCCGUCGCCGCCCCCGCCCCCAAUACUAUCCUCUGUGUACAGGGACGACGUGGAGUCCGUCCUCCGCAGGGAGUUCAACAUCCCACAAGACACGGAGGUCGAUCUACGCGCGCUCGCGGAUCCUCCGGCAGACAAGCCGCCACCGUAUCCCUACAGGACGCUCGUGUGCCUCGCGAUAUGGGGUAGUCCGCUGAAGCGGCUGCAGCUACAGGGGAUAUGGCAAGCGCUGAUCGACCGGUUCGACUGGUACAGGCGGUAUCCGAAAGACCGGGUGUGGAGGGUGCGUUUUUUCGCAGUCUUUUUUGUGUACACUCAGUCUGAUUCACCGGUCACAAUUAUGCUGGUGUACGCCGACGUCAAACUCGAACUCGAACUCGCGUCCCGGCGGCAUCGACAGGAGAACAUCCGCAACGUGCUCGUGAAGACGUACUGGUUCGUCGCCGUCGAGGAGGACGGCACGCCCGUGGUGGGCACGCGCCGCAAGGUCUGGUGGCAGAUCGACGUGUCCGCCGGGAAGGGCGUGAAGAAGUCGCAGAAGGAGCGCGAGAAGGCCGUCGAGCGGACCAGAGCCAAGCGCGCGGCGGCUCGCGCUGCCCUCGAUGCAUCCACGCCUGCCCCGACCCCGACCCCGGCUCCAGCCGCGAUCCCGAUCAAGUCAGACCGUGAAGUGGAGACGAUUCUCCGCUGGGAGCUGCGUGUGCUCGCGCCGAAACGGCUUGACCUGUGGGCGCUGGAUGAUCCCCCGCCGGGGCAGGCGCCGUCGCACCCGUACAAGACGCUGAACUGCCUCGCGAUAUGGGGCAGCCCCAAGAAGCGGCUGAUGAUACGGGAGAUCUGGCAAGUGUUAAUGGACAGGUUCGAGUGGUACAGGACGCACCCGGAGGAGAAGGGAUGGAAGGACAACGUCCGCAACACGCUCACGAAGCUGAAGAUCUUCGUACCUACCAAAGAGGACGGCACCCCGUUCGCAGGUAGAGGCGGGACGAAGUGGUGGCGGAUCGACGUGACAGCUGGGCCGGGCCGGACGAGGCCCGAUCCGCGCUGGCCAAAGAAACGCGCCGCUGUCGACAAGGCACCGACACGGCAGGGCUCGAUGAUCGCCUCGGAGACCGGCGACGGCUCUCAGGAGCAGUUGGACGAAGCGCGGGGGAACUCGCCAGUAAACAUCUCGGAGCCUGUGGACGCCUCUCGCGGGACAUUGGUGUCGAACCUCGUCCCGCCGCUAGAUGACGAUGAGCUGGAGGCUUCUGGCGCAGAAGAGGAAGACGCUAUGUCAGUGACUAGCUAGAGAGCAUCCGAUUAUUGGUCAUAAAUGCUACUUAUUGUGAUAUGUUUUAUUGGUAUCACUGAUUGCAUUACAUGCAUUUCCUAUACACUACGAAACACGUAAUUAUA
Messenger RNA from Coniophora puteana RWD-64-598 SS2, 3209 nucleotides. RefSeq lists its product as uncharacterized. The transcript is spliced from 4 exons. Lineage: Eukaryota; Fungi; Basidiomycota; Agaricomycetes; Boletales; Coniophoraceae. The coding region runs from base 1 to 3102 and encodes 1033 amino acids. Gene Ontology annotation, molecular function: RNA polymerase II cis-regulatory region sequence-specific DNA binding; DNA-binding transcription factor activity, RNA polymerase II-specific. The record is from RefSeq and is a predicted model, not a curated record. Gene Ontology annotation, biological process: regulation of transcription by RNA polymerase II.